Messenger RNA from Oncorhynchus tshawytscha (Chinook salmon), 2568 nucleotides. It is a transcript of the gene meltf, whose product is annotated as melanotransferrin. NCBI's taxonomy places the organism in Eukaryota, Metazoa, Chordata, Actinopteri, Salmoniformes, Salmonidae. Gene Ontology annotation, biological process: iron ion transport. The record is from RefSeq and is a predicted model, not a curated record. Gene Ontology annotation, cellular component: recycling endosome; early endosome; extracellular region. Bases 309 to 2465 code for a protein of 718 amino acids. The transcript is spliced from 17 exons.
AAUGGCCUCUGUGUGCUCGGUCUGGCCAAGCGCCAGCUGCGGGCAGUAGGGACGUGUCUUUCCAGGUAUGAGCUAACUGUCUGGAAGUCACUACGUUUCAGAGAAAACGUUAGACGAAGAAUAGCUAGAAAGUCUACUGAUUUCCAUAAAAUGAUGUUGUAAAAUACUCAUAACUUGUUUGACGAUAUGCGGAAAGCUGGAGUUCAACUUGGAGCUUGUACUUUGGAGCCCCAAUCAGACAUCGGAAAGGUAUAAAUAAACAGGUCGUACAGGAUCAGACAUUCUCACGUCUGUCUGACUCCGUCACUAUGUGGAUACUCGUCGCCUCUCUGAUAUUAGGCCUUCAGACUGUGUCUGGCCAGAGCACUAUAAGAUGGUGCGCAAUCUCCGCUCAAGAGAUGACCAAAUGUAACGCCAUGGCGCAGGCCUUCAGCAGUGCGGCCAUCCGUCCGAUUAUCCAAUGCGUCAGCGACGUGUCUGUGGAAGGAUGCGCGCAGAAGAUCGGGAAAAACCAAGUAGAUGCCUUUUCAAUGAGCGCUAAGGAUAUCUACAAAUUGGGGGAAGAAACAAACUUCAAAAUAGCUGCAGGAGAGACUUCUGCUGAUGGAGAGGGCACCACCUACUAUGCGGUUGCCGUGGUGAAGAAGAUGAAGCCGGACAUCAACAUCAACACACUGAAGGGCAGGAAGACAUGUCACACAGGGAAGGGACGUACUGCCGGCUGGAACAUGCCCCUGGGAUACCUCAUCGACCAGAGCAAGAUGUCUGUCAUGGGCUGUAACAUCCCACAAGGCGUGGCAGAUUUCUUUAAUGCCAGCUGUAUCCCUGGGUCACGGGGAGACCCUCCCUCCCUUUGCCAGCUGUGUAAAGGCAACAGCGAUGGACAGUUCGUAUGUGACAGCACUGACAAGGAGAGAUACUACGCUUACAAUGGGGCCUUCAGGUGUUUGGCUGAAGAUGCAGGAGAGGUGGCAUUUGUAAAGCACACCACAGUUAUGGAGAACACAGACAGAAACGGUGACCCUGCCUGGACCGCUGGGCUGUGGUCUUCAGACUACGAGCUGUUGUGUAGAGACGGAACCAGGGCCCCUGUGAGAGAACACCGCCGGUGCCACCUGGUCAGGGUGCCAGCCAGGGGCAUCGUGGUUAAAUCUGACAUCAGUGGCACUGUGGUCUAUAACAUGUUGACAGAAGGACUGACAAAGUCAGGUUUCCCCAUCUUUCAGUCGGGCGAGUUAGGCAGCAAUUUGUUGUUCAGUGAUUCGUCCACAAAGUUCCUGCGGCCCGAGUAUGAUGAUCCUAAGGCGUGGAUGGGCUCCAUCUACUACAACACUCUCAAAGCCAUGGACUGCAUCCCAGCAGAGCUGCCCCAGUCCCUGCGUUGGUGUGUGUUGUCCAGCGAUGAGCAGCAGAAGUGUACAGACAUGGCCGAGGCCUUCAGUGCCAAGUCUCUGGUCCCCAAUAUCCAGUGUGUGAUGGGAUCUUCAGUGGACGACUGCAUGAAGAAGAUCCAGAAUAAAGAGGCAGAUGCCAUCACCCUGGAUGGAGGUUACAUCUACACAGCAGGGAAAAGCUACGGCCUGGUGCCUGCUGCUGGGGAGAGCUACACAGGGGACAGUGAUGGCAGUAUCUACUAUGCUGUGGCAGUGGUGAAGAAGUCCAACAGUGACAUCACCACGCUGGAGAACCUGAGGGGGAAGAGCUCCUGUCACACUGGCUACGGCCGUACUGCUGGCUGGAACAUCCCCAUGGGUCUGCUCAUAGAGAAAGGUCUCAUCAGACCAGCUCAUUGUCAGAUACCACAAGCUGCUGGAGGUUUCUUUAAGAACAGCUGUGUCCCUGGUGCCAAUCAGCCUGGUUUCCCUGGCAACCUGUGUGACCUGUGUGUGGGGGACAACAAAGGGCAGAACAAGUGUGAGAAAGGCAAGGACCUGUAUGACGGAUACAAUGGAGCGUUCAGGUGUUUGGCCACGGGAACUGGAGAGGUGGCCUUCAUCAAGCACACCACUGUCUUCCAAAACACUGAUGGUAAUUCAGGUGAGUCGUGGGCCAUUGACCUGCAGUCUAAGGACUUCCAACUGCUGUGUCCCCACGGCUCCAGGGCAGAGGUCACCCAGUACGCCCACUGUAACCUGGCCCGCGUCCCCUCCCACGCCGUUAUGGUACGGCCCGACACCAACAUCUACGCCCUCUAUGGCCUGCUGGACAAAGCACAGGAGUACUAUAGUAGUGACACGGGUUCAGAGUUCAAGAUGUUUGACUCGUCUAAGUACCAGGGCUCUGACCUCAUCUUCAAAGACUCCACUGUCAGCAUGAUCGGAGUGGCUGAGAGGAAGACCUAUGACAAGUGGCUGGGACAGGGCUACAUGGACUCACUUACCAACAUGGAGUGCAACUCCUCUGCUAAAGCACUGUCUUCCCUGCUCCUGGUGGCUCUGAUGAGCUCCAUAUUCCUCUGGGUGUAAGAAGCCAUGUCCUAACCCAAACCAGCCCCUGUCCAAGUUCCAGCCCCAACCCAGCCCCCCUGUCCAAGUUCCAACCCAGCCCCCUGUCCAAGUUCCAACCCAG